GCCUGUGCGCAGGCGCGCGAGGGACCGGGCUGGGUAGCGCGGCCUAAGACCACAUGGCCCCGCCCUCCUACCCCUGACUAUGUAAAACCCCUUGGGGCCGGGGGUCGCUGCGUUUCACUCAGCUGCAGGGGCCGCGAAUAGAGCCCUUGCUGAGGCGGAGCUGCGUCCCCUCCUCAUCAUGAACAGAGGUUUCUCUCGGAAAAGUCACACAUUCUUGCCUAAGAUUUUCUUCCGCAAGAUGUCCUCCUCAGCUGCCAAGGACAAGCCUGAACUCCAGUUCCCAUUCCUGACUGAGGAGGAGACUGUGAAGACAAUCCGUGAGUGCAAGACUCUCUUCGUCCUCCGGGGGCUGCCAGGCAGUGGGAAGUCCACGCUGGCCCAGGCCAUUGUGGAUAGGUAUCCUGAUGGCACCAAGAUGGUGUCUGCCGACGCCUACAAGAUAAAUCCAGGCUCGCAGGCUGCCUACCACGAGGAAUACAAGCAGCUCGAUGAGGACCUGGACAUCUGCUGCCGCCGCGACAUUAGUGUCCUGGUACUGGAUGACACCCACCAUGAGCGCGACCGCCUGGAGAAGAUCUUUGACGUUGCUGACCGGUACCAGUACCUGGUAGUGCUGGUGGAGCCUAAGACAUCCUGGCGGCUGGACUGCACCCUGCUUAAGGAGAAGAGCCAGUGGCAGCUCUCUGCUGAUGAUCUGAAGAAGCUGAAACCUGGUGUGGAGAAGGACUUUCUGCCACUCUACUUUGGCUGGUUCCUGACCAAGAAGGGUUCUGAGAGCUUGCAGAAGGCUGGACAGACCUUCCUGGACCAGCUGAGCAGCCACAAGGCCUUCAAGAAGGAGAUGAAGCACUUUGUGUCUGGGGAUGAAUCUAAGGAGAAGAUUUCCUUGGCUUCCUACUUUGUGAAGAGGCCUCCAGGGGUGCUGCACUGCACCACCAAGUUCUGUGACUAUGGGAAGGCGGAUGGGGCCAAUGAGUAUGCCCAGCAGGAUGUGGUGAAGAAAUCCUACUGUAAGGCCUUCACCCUGACUGUCUCUGCACUAUUUGUGACACCUAAGACGAUGGGUGCCCGGGUGGAGCUGGGUGAGCAGGAGCUGCUGCUGUGGCCGGCAGACGUGGACAAGACAUCUACUGAAAACCUGCCCCGAGGCAGCCGUGCCCACAUCACACUGGGUUGUGCAGCAGGUGUACAGCCUGUGCAGACCGGUAUCGACUUGCUGGAGAUACUUCGGCAAGAGAAGGGGGGAAGUCAAGGAGAGGAGGUGAGCGAGCUAAGUCGAGGCAAGCUGUAUUCCUUGGGCAAUGGGCAGUGGAUGCUGCGUCUGGCCAAAAAAUUAGAGUUUAGGGCCAUCUUCACAGGAUACUAUGGGAAAGGCCACACUGUGGCCACGCACAGCAGCCGAAAGGGAGGUGCCUUGUCAUCUUGUACCAUCAUCUAGACAGUGGGCUACCCUUUCAAACUAUUCACCCCCCUUUCCUUAUGUGGGGGUGAGUAGGAGACACUGCCCUCCACUUUGACUUUUUUAUGCCAUUAACUCACCUGUAACUUUUCAAAACUUGUAAAAUAACUGCCCCUUUCCAACCUAACACCUUGUGCUAUAAGUCAGAAGGAACAUUUGGGAGACUGGACCAAAGUCCUAGGACUCAGGACUUGUUACCCUGUGGGGGUCCCGUCCCCCCCGCCCCGUUACUCACCCAGUCUCUAGCAGCAGCACCCCUUGGUUCUUUUAGUCCCAAGGUACUCCACUUCCCUUGGUGUACUCUACAGAGAAGUCAUGUAGCACUUCCACAAGAAACCCGUCUUCUCUCCCUCCCCUCCCCGCCCCGCCCCCCACACAGGCUCUUACCUUCUUUGUUAAUUACUACAGUUCUGGGAAGUGUUUACUCUUCCCUUCCUAUGAGUCUAGUCCUUCAUUCCCCUGUUCCCCUCUACAUUCAGGAUGAAACUGAUAGGGGGAAAAUAAGGCGACUCUAAAAGAACUGUAUUGAUGACUGAUUAGGAAAGUGCACAGCAGUAAAACAGAUCGCCCUGUCUGGGAGGGCGGGGGCUUAGGCAGAGAUUCACCCCACUCUAGUGAUGUACUUUCCCUGUAUAGACAGGGAAAUUCAGGCCCAAAGGGGUCGGGAAGCCUGCUGGGAUUGCUGUAUAUUCAUGGGGAAGGCUGGGGCUCGCUGUCCCAACCAGGCUUCCUUGCCACUAGGCUGGUGAAGGCCUCCCUCCAUCUGCCUUCCUCUCUAAGGGGGUUUUUAACACUGCUUUGCAUACUUCAUUUCCUCUCUCACAUAACUGUCUUGGUGUCAUGCUUUGACUCUGGCCUGGCUCCUGUGCAAUAUGGGACCUUACUCAUUAUGCUGUUUCUCAACACAAGUGCUUGGGAUUUGAGUUAAAACAUCCUGGUUUUGCCCAUCCCCCAAAUUGUAAGACCGUUAAUGAAAUAAAUCUCAAUAAUCUUAA
Messenger RNA from Vombatus ursinus (common wombat), 2454 nucleotides. It is a transcript of the gene CNP, whose product is annotated as 2',3'-cyclic nucleotide 3' phosphodiesterase. Gene Ontology annotation, cellular component: membrane; cytoplasm. Gene Ontology annotation, molecular function: 2',3'-cyclic-nucleotide 3'-phosphodiesterase activity. The transcript has 4 exons. The record is from RefSeq and is a predicted model, not a curated record. Gene Ontology annotation, biological process: cyclic nucleotide catabolic process. The coding region runs from base 179 to 1438 and encodes 419 amino acids. Lineage: Eukaryota; Metazoa; Chordata; Mammalia; Diprotodontia; Vombatidae.